UUGUUUACUGGCGAAGAGGACAAUCGUAGUUGUCUCAUCAGCUGUCCAUAACUGGAAAGAAAGGACUUUUGUACUGGAUUGGCGUGUCUCUUUGCACUUUACUUAGUUUUCGCAGGGAUCUACCAAUAAACUAGUGUUUCCACUAUUAAUUGUGGUGUAAGGAAGAAAACUUCUUCAUUUUUCCCCUUAGGAGCAUCUCGCCUAGAUCCGUCUCUAUCGAGUGGGUCCGUAUCAAUAAUGGGUGACGAACAAGCUGGUCCUUCCAGAAAUAACACAAAGGAUACAGGAAGAUCUAACAGCUCAGGAACAAAUGGGAGUAAGUCGGCAACAGAUAAUGUUACCAAACAAGCUGCAUCACUGUCAACAGAGGAAACAAGUAGUCACCUUGUAUAUGGCAAUGUGAGAUCUACUUCACCCACCACAGCAACCCAAAACUGCCCUGCUGUAGAUAGAGAAUGCCCAUCUGGCCAUUUUGAGAAUGAUUUGGAGAUGCCAGAAUUAGAGACUCCUAGUCCUGUUCUGGUGCCUUCUCGAUUUCUUUCACCCCCAGUGGCCUUGCACUAUGAUGAGUCAUUACCAUUGACUCUACAAAUGCCAGCAAGCAUCAAUGUCAGUGUUAACUUGCAACCCUCAACAUACAAUCUGUCUGGACCCCCAGAUCCUGUGUUUCUUGAUGACAGCAUGGAGAGUGGUGAGAGGGAAAUCACCAUUACACGAAAUCCUUAUUUCGACCCUUCCCUUUCACCGGGCCCAGUGGACGAGUUUCUUUCCCUUGCUUCGUUCAGUAGCCACGUCGACGGCUUUCACUUUGGACUGGAGGAAGCACCGGCACCUCCCCUAUGGGUCAACAAUAACCGCGUCGAAUCUUUUUCUCCAGCUGCUACAACAACAGUUACGAGCGAUGUUCGUCGCAAGAGACCAAAUUCAACUCAACAAGAUUCGAAUGGCAACGCAUCAAAGUCCAAAAAGCAGGCCGAAAAUACUGGCGGAGAGCCCGUUCCCGGUCCAUCGGGUUUCGGAGUCGGAAGAUAUGCUGCUGGUGAUGAUGGCCCAGUGGCUGAUGACUUACAAUUAGAAUGUCUUACGGACGGCUCUUCCUCUGCCACCGAAUCAGAUAUAGAUGACGAUGACAGUUGCAUCGAAGUGGUUAGUGUUCGACCGGGAAUUUCGCGACAACCUGAAGUAGUUGAUCUUACCAUUUCCGAAGAUGAAGCCUCGACCCCCAAUCCCUCAACAUCGUUCGGCUUCUCCCGAUCUGGGAGACAACCAAAAUCGUCGGUAUCUUCAAAGACAAAAGCUGUGCCUAAAGCUGAACCCCCAGCGGCACCCAUACCAGUAGUCGUUGGAGAAAAUAAUCACCAGCAGGAAUCUGAAGUAAGGCAUGCAUCACCGGCGGUGGUGACUGUUUCACCAUCGUCACCUAUUGGUAGUCGUCCUGGAACUUGGUGUGGAUGUCCAGGACAAUUCUACGUGGACGGUGGACGACCACCCCUAGGUGUGGCUUGGCCAAGUAAUGCCAGUCAAAACCGAGCCCAUUACAUUCCGAAUCAAUCCCUUCGACCAUCACCGUUGGCCCACCAUGCCACAGCCUUCUCCUAUACCCCACCUCCACCAGCUUAUCACCAUCCUCCGCCACCACCCGUUCUGACCCUUCGCUUACCUUCAACCGUUCAAACGCACGGAGGGGCUCGUUCGCCCGUCUGGUGGAGUUAUCCCAGUAUGGCAGUAGAAACAAUAGCAACCUCUUCGCCACAGCAAGUUAUAGCCGAGGCAUCCUCUAAUCCGGCCGCGGUACAUCCCCCACAACCCAGUCAGUUGGCCGAAGCCACCGCUUCACCAUCACCCAUUUUUGUUCCUCAAACAACUGCUGGAUAUGGUUUCUACCAUGCAGCACCCACUUCCGGCGUAUCCAGGCCUGUAGAUGGACGCUGCACAAUGCCACCUGCCAUUGCACGCAGUUUCAUGCGUAUCCAUCCCAUCCAUCAAAGGAUUUGGCAUUCACAACAGCGUUCGCAAGAAGCUCAACGCCGCCAUAUGGAUAUGGCACAACGUGUCUCAGCUGGAGAGCCUGUCGAUGUCAGCGGUCCGUCAUCGAUGGCAAACCCGCCGAGGAUGAAUCAAGGUGCCCAAAACCAGCAGCAACCAUCUGGUUUCUCUGGCCCUCCGCCUGCAUACCACCCAGUUGCAGUUGAACGCAGCAGCAGUCCAUCACCGCAGUUCAGGACUGUGCAUGCUCCAGAUUUGAGUGGUCAUAUGAUGCCAGGCGUCCAAGCUGAAAUUGUUGUGGAGAGCACUCCUGUUAAUUUGGAUCCUCGCCAUCAUCAUUUGCCUCCUCCUCCAGCCUAUGCUUUUGCCCCGUCUUACCAUCACCACAUUGCCCAUUUUAGCUUGCCUGGUAACUUGCACAUUAGUAUAGGUCCAGGUCCAGCCAUCCCACCCGCAGUUCCAGUACCCCCGCCUCCACGUACCAUACCGAUGGAACGCGUCCCACCACCGGCAAUGCCUGGUGUUCAAGGUGCCGCAGCCGUGGAAAUUCAGCCAGCUCAUCAGCAAGAAACGCCAUAUCACCGUGGCUAUCCACUGUACAUUCACAGCCAGCAACACGGAGCUCACCACCUUCAUCACCAUCCUCCCCCUCCACUGAUCCCACUAGGCAACAACCCAUUUUUGGCGGGGCCACCGCAUCAUUAUCCAUUCCUGCGUCCUUCUACGCGUCUAGAAGAGUACAUGCGAUUGGUGGAACAGCGUCGAAUGGCCCAGCUAUCGCGUGGGGCUUCGCAAACGUGCAUCGAACGGAAUACGCUGUCUCAUUCAUACAAACGUCUGCUGCGUAGCAACAGCAGCGUCGAUGGUGACACCAACGAAGAUAACACCGAAAAGUGCACGAUUUGUCUGUGCGAAUUUGAAGAAGGCGAAGAUGUUCGCCGCCUACCUUGCAUGCAUUUGUUUCAUGUCUCUUGUGUUGACCAGUGGCUGACCACUGUUAAAUUUUGCCCACUUUGUCGAGUCGACAUCGAAGCCCAAGUCGAAUCGAAAGAGCAAGGGGAUUCACGUAGCUGGAGUUCAUCAUCUGCCACGUCUGACGGAGCUGCCCUCCGUUUACCUCCAGACGCAACCGAAAUGGAGGCCGGAGCUCCAGCCAGCUGAACAAGAAUUUCUGCACAUAGGUUAUUCUUCUUUUUUCAGUGCUAGUUUCCUUCACAAUAUUAUUAUACCAGUUCUGUUUGUUCGGCAUCCUUCAACGUAUUCUUGUAGUGGUGUUUAUAUUAAUUGUGUUUUCGUAAAGUUAGCGUGAUCAACGAGUCAGGAAAAGUUGUUUAUGGUCAGUUAAAAACUAGCGUUGGCUGGCGUGGGUAUCGACAUCCAUUGCCAGUGAAAAAAUUCUAUUCUACCUCAAUCUUAAUGUAGUAGAAGAAUUCAAGGAAUGAGUCGCAAGUUAAAUUAACAAUCAGCAUCAGCGCCUUUCUUCAACCUAAUUUAACUGUCAGUUUGACCGAAAUGAAGUUAAUUAUUUUUAUUAUAAUUUUCAUGUAUUGAAAUUCAUUGCUUCGAAAUCAACUUUGCUUUCAAAUUUCAACUCUCACUUUCCGACCUCCUCACCCUCCCCAGAAAAGGAGUAAAUAAAAAAGUGUUUCCUGCA
Messenger RNA from Daphnia magna, 3640 nucleotides. RefSeq names its product E3 ubiquitin-protein ligase arkadia-A. The transcript has 2 exons. The record is from RefSeq and is a predicted model, not a curated record. The coding region runs from base 238 to 3147 and encodes 969 amino acids. Lineage: Eukaryota; Metazoa; Arthropoda; Branchiopoda; Diplostraca; Daphniidae.